CUUAGUCAUAUGUGGUAUUUCUCUCCAGAGUUCAAAACAGAUUUCAUGUUUAAAUCUUCAACUUACAGUGAUAAUAACUUGGUUUUGUAUCUAUUUUUAGGCAGUCAAACUAAGAAACAUCAUGACAUAUUUGACCUUCGUUACUGGACUUGCAAUUCUGGUUGCAAUACAAUGUACAUCCGUCAAUACAUGUAGUUAUCCACAACAAUACAAGAGCGGUAAGCAUACGUGUUGGGGUACGCGGAUACGUACAAACGGAUGGACGGACGAAUGGACGGACAAAUAGAAUAGAAUAGAAUGCGGAUAGUGGAAAAAAUGAAUAAAAUGCUGAUAGCGCAAUGGAAUGCACAGUACAAUAGUUUGUUUAAUGAAAACCAUUCAAAUAAAAAGCAAUAACUUUCACAAUGUUUGGAUGAUGCGGAAUAGAAUAGAAUAGUAAUACGUUCAAAUCAUAAUAGCGUUUACAACUGCGCUACAUAUACUGUAUUCUAUCAAUAACAUGAAAGCAUUGACGACACAAAGUGCCUGCAUGAUCGUGAUAUUUAAUGUCGAUAACUCUAAAUUGUGAAUCCGGAAAGCACCAUAUUCAAUUCUUAUAUUAUAGACUCAGCAAGAUUCGUUCGUGUUGGGUUCGUCUACAUAGCCGUUUUCCUUUCUAAUUGCCUUAGCAAUUUUCCCUUUUUUCGGGAGACAAAAUUCACAGACUAACACGGUGAUGAAUUUCCGCGGGAUCGGCAAUUUGAAAUGCAUGAUGGUUUUAUUUUAGAUUAGAUAUUUGCACUCAGCUAAACGCAGGCAAAUCGUUCUAGAUCUCUGACUGAAAACAUUUUGCAAGACUGCAACAUAAUAAUAGAAGAAAAUACUCAGCACAACAUACAAUUGGUUAGCUCAAAGUAACGAAAAGCAAUUGAUAUUUACAAGUUUAACUGAACUAAGUUGACUUGAUAGAGUAAAACGGGUAGUGUUGCGCAUAGAUAAUUGUAUUUCUUAAUAUUUCAUGCUGGUUGCUCAUGCGUAUGAUAAACGUGGCAUUCAGCAAUUGGCUACAAUGAUCGGCUUUUCAAUCAAGUCGACUUGGCAAUAUUGCAGGUCAAACAAGGUUUAACGUCAUUCUAGUUGUUGGCAGUUAAAUUUAUACACCAGAUUGCCGUAAAAAUGUGUCGUUUUCAAGGAAAAGUAGCGGUGUCACCCAAGGAUGGAAAAUUUGCAUCCUAGAGGUAAAUUAAGGCUGCUCUUCAAACGAACUCAAAAAGAACGAACCCAGCUGAAGCUAAAAAAGUUGGAUAUUAUGCUUUUUGGAUUCGUGAUAGUUUUGAGUUAACAACAUUAAAUAUGAGGCAGUUUAUGGCGUGAAUGGUUUGAUGUUUUUCGACCUGAUGACAAGAGAAACAGUAUGUAGGGCAGUCGAAACUGCUAUUAUGAUUUAUAACGCAUUUUCUAUCAGGAACAGCAACGCCCGUCACGUUAUUUUAAUGUGUUUGUUAACCAAACUAGUGUAUUAUACAUUUUAUUGCGCCAUCUGCAUUUUAUUCUUUCUGUCAGCAAUCCGUAUUUUAUUCUUUUUGUCCGUCAGUCCGUCGAUUUGUUCAUCCGUAUCUGCCUUUUAUCUAAACCAGCAAGCAUCUCCAAGACUUGUUUGAUAUAAUGAAUUGCUCAAUGUUGCUUAUAUUUGCUCAUUAUCAAUUUUAUGCGACAAUCGUCUCCGUAAUGCCACACCGGCAUCGCAGUGCCUGCCAAAAUUUACAAACCCCCAAAGCAGCGUUGUUGACAUACGAUAUCGAGAAUUAUCAAGGUCGAGGUUUGUGUUAUUUACCAAAGCCGUAGGUUGAGGUGGAUAAGACCAACAGCGAGGCUUUGAUAAUUCUCGAUAUCAUACGAAAAGCGAGUUCAAUAAUUGUUUUAUUAUGUAUUCAAUAGCUGAUAAAAAUUCAACAUAAAUAGGCAAUAAUAAACAGGCUUAAAAACACUUGAUUAUUAUCUAUUAAUUUUUAUCCAACUUCUAGCUAGGCUGGAUUACCAGCUGUUACUCAAGUCGGACCCCUCAGGGGACCUUCCCGAAUGCCGGCUGGUAAUCGAGCCUAACUUCUGGCAUGCUAUUGUGCGUUAACUAUUCUGUGUAUGAACGUAAUUUGUUUAUAGUCAUAUAGCUCACGCUUUUGGCUGUUGAAUGACGUAUUUUUCACCUAUUAUAGAAAAAAAAUGAAUACGAGUCCAACAAAUUUUUUUUGUCGAAAUCGCAUAUUUUUAUAAUUACCUAUAACUGGCUUGCAAGAUUUGGUGUCCACCCUAGCUAUAUAACAAUACUAAUUGUGCCCCCCCCCCCAAUUUUUGUAUCAAUCAAAACAAUGCCGUAGUUCAUUGACUCAGCCGUUAGGGGGGCGAGGCCGAGAACCCAACGGCUGGAAUCUAUCCGUAAGCUUGAUGAUGAGAAUUGUACUGAACUGCCGCUCAACUUACCGCAACCACUUAUCAACACUUGUGCUCGUUUGCUCCAGACAUUAAAUACAAUGGCGCUUUUCAUUCGCUAUGUAGACACGUCCAGUCCUUACUAUCUUGGGGAAAUGAGCUUAUCUGACGCAAUAAAGGGGAAACGGAAGCGUUACGUCAUAUGGCCAUGGACACUGACUCACAGUAUGAUCUUGUUUCGUGGCAAAGUUUUCGAAUGGGGGAUCAACUACACCUACUACAUGAAUCGGAGUCCAAGUUCGUGUCAGAUCACGUGGCACUGGGGAGCCAAAGGCUUUAGCAAAUGCUCACUCAGCGACGUAGAGAGUUGGACCAGAGCUUACGGCAGAAGCAAUACAUACGACAUUCUAUCAAACAACUGUCAUAUGUUUGUUAAUCGACUGGCAAAGUACCUGAACACUAACUGCGGACGUUGAUCGUUGAUUAAUCAAAAUAUAAAUCCCUAAAUGGCUUAAAGGACAUUGAUUUUUGGAACCGACAGUUUUAAUUUGAUUAGUUUUUUAUUUUGGGGUAAAUAUAGCUUAAACAUUUUUGAUUUUACGUUGUUGGGUUUAUCUUAAUUAUGUACGGAAUGCAAAUGUUACAUGUAGAUUGUAGUAUGAAAAAUAUAUAAUCUCAGCAAAUUCUGAUUUUGAACAUAAUGUGUAUCAAGUUGGUCUCCUUAGCCUGGAAUUAGUAGUUUACGGCAGAAAAAAUACAUCUCUCAAAUAUGUGCCCAAGUUAUCUAGGAUUUUUGCCUUGGUAUAGUCCAUACAGACCGAACGCGAUUCGACAACGCGACGCGAAUUUUCAGUUUUUAAAAACAAAUAAACAUGGCCAGAAAUCACGGACAUUUGCAUUUAUCAGGUUUCAUUUUACCACACGCAUCCACGCAACAAUGGCUACGCAAUGCCCUAUGUUUAUUAUCAGGCGAGCGGAGUAUUUUCAAUAUAGCAUGCUAUAUAUAAAUCUUAGAAUAUUUUUUGAAAUUGGUUCAAGAAGUAGCGGUCGUAUAGUAACACAUUAAAAUAAAAUGUUCUCAUUACUUUGUAUAGUCGCUCUGCUUUUUGCGAUUGAAUAUUAAAACAUUUUACCUCACUUUACAUAGGAAUCUAUGAAGGUUUCUCGCUCAAACGGCAAAAUCUCGUAAUAUAUUCAAUUAUCGAAAUUUGUUGAAAUCAUUUUAUUUUGACGAAUAGUAUAGCCUUGCCUUCCGCCGUUUAUUAUUUUGUUACACCAGAUAAAAGCUCUGCUUUUUUGUUUUGAAAUUCGAAAGCCGGUGCGUUAAUAUGCAUAUCAUAUAUAUUACUUCACGGUCAAAAAGUUAUUUUUCAUUCGCUUUCUAAACUCGAAAUAUUGAUUGCCUUGCUACAUGUUUGGUACCAAAAUAAUCGUUAAAAGCUUUUCUUUUCAUUUCAGUAGUUGUUGCUUAGCUACACGCUGCGCCUGGUACACUAAAGGCCACAACUUGAGUGCAUACUUCAUGCUUUGCUUUAUAAACAACACCCACGCGAAUAUUUAACAUUCCGGAUGUUUUGACAGGGCGUAAAAGGAUAAUUAGGAAUUCUUGUGGAUAAAUAGAAAAGCUGCUGACCGACAGAUACGCUUGCACGAUGUCCGUCAUUUCUGGCCAUGACCGUCAACGGAUAAAAAUUUUAUAAGAUAUGCAGACCAAAUAGCUAAAAUUGCUUAAGUGGUUCCGAAUAUUUGAAAAACAUAGAAAACUAUUGAAGUUAAAUGUCAUUAAAAAUCGAAAAUUCGCGUCGCGUUGCCAAAUCGCGUCCGGUCUGUAUGGACCUUCAGAACAGAAUGUUCACUCACAAUUUAAAAUAAUGUCAUGGUAAACUUAGUAAUACUAUUAGAUACACCUUCUGAUCCAGUGAGCCUUCUUCAGUAUGUGAUUGGAACAAUGAUUUCUUUAUAAAGAACCUUCCAAAUGUAGUCUAGAUCUUCGCUUUUGUGGUUUCUUUCGCAGGUGUUCGGCCAGCUGGAGAAUCAUGCACUCUCUAAAAACCUAUGACAAAAUGAAAGUACUUUACGCAAAACGAAUUAGAUAUACUUUCCUCAAAUGAUGGGCGUCAGCCAAAGACUUUAAAACUCUAGACACCAGCCCAGAUAUAAAAUCUAUAAAAAACAGGCAAAUAACUUCUAAAUCUUCUAAAUAUUUUUUCAAAAGUAAUUUAACACUUACUGUAAAGAAAAAUGAUCUUAAUAAUAGG
Molecule: messenger RNA, 4664 nt
Organism: Paramuricea clavata
Lineage: Eukaryota; Metazoa; Cnidaria; Anthozoa; Malacalcyonacea; Plexauridae
Source: the annotation of a GenBank genome assembly